This is a messenger RNA of Fusarium coffeatum, 1188 nucleotides long. RefSeq lists its product as uncharacterized. The transcript has 3 exons. Gene Ontology annotation, cellular component: nucleus; cytoplasm. Bases 1 to 1188 code for a protein of 395 amino acids. The record is from RefSeq and is a predicted model, not a curated record. Gene Ontology annotation, molecular function: DNA binding; 5'-3' exonuclease activity; 5'-flap endonuclease activity. Lineage: Eukaryota; Fungi; Ascomycota; Sordariomycetes; Hypocreales; Nectriaceae.
AUGGGCAUCAAACAACUCUUCCAGAUCAUCAAGGAGGAAGCUCCAGAUGCGAUCAAGGAGGGUGAGAUCAAGAACCAGUUUGGCCGCAAGGUCGCCAUUGAUGCGUCAAUGAGUAUUUACAGUUUCCUCAUCGCCGUACGAUCCGAAGGUCAGCAGCUUAUGAAUGAGAGUGGAGAGACAACAUCGCAUCUAAUGGGAAUGUUUUACCGUACCCUACGUAUGGUUGACAACGGCAUAAAGCCUCUCUAUGUCUUCGAUGGUGCGCCUCCGAAGCUCAAGUCAGGAGAACUGGCCAAGCGUUUCCAACGCAAACAAGAGGCUACUGAAGGCCUCGAGGAGGCCAAGGAGACAGGUACAGCAGAGGACAUUGAAAAGUUCUCGCGACGAACCGUUCGUGUCACCCGUGAGCACAAUGCGGAGUGCCAGCGUCUGCUGAAGCUCAUGGGUAUACCUUAUAUCAUUGCGCCUACGGAGGCUGAGGCCCAGUGUGCCGUCUUGGCUCAGGCUGGCAAGGUGUAUGCGGCUGCUAGUGAGGAUAUGGAUACCCUCUGCUUCAACACCCCUAUUCUGCUACGCCACCUUACAUUCAGCGAGCAGAGGAAGGAACCUAUUCAGGAGAUUCGCCUAGAGAGAGUACUUGAAGGCUUGAACAUGGAAAGAAAGCAGUUUGUCGAUCUUUGCAUUUUGCUCGGUUGUGAUUAUCUCGACCCAAUCCCCAAGGUCGGACCCAGUACAGCCCUCAAGAUGAUCCGCGACCAUGGCUCGCUAGAAAAGGUUGUUGAGGCGAUCGAGAAGGACUCGAAGAAGAAGUAUGUCAUCCCCGAAGAUUGGCCCUACAAGGACGCACGAGACCUUUUUUUCGAGCCGGAUGUGCGCCAGGCCGAUCACCCUGAUUGUGACUUCAAGUGGGAGAAGCCCGACAUGGAAGGCCUUGUCCAAUUUCUGGUCACCGAAAAGGGUUUCUCGGAGGACCGUGUUCGCAGCGGAGGAGCCCGCUUGGAGAAGAACCUAAAGAGUUCUCAGCAAGCCCGUCUCGAGGGUUUCUUCAAACCAGUCCCCAAGACGGAUGAGGAGAAGGCAGCACACAAGCGAAAAUUGGAGGAGAAGAAUGAAGAGAAGAGAAAGAAGGCCAAGCAGGAGAAGAAGGACAAGGUGGCUUCUAAGGCGAAGCCUCGAGGUACCAAGUAG